AUGUCGGCUCCUCUAUUGACCGAUAUAGCUAUUCAAGCACUUGCAGAAUAUGUUUGUAAUGAUGACUAUAAUAAAAUCAAUCAAACUAACAAAAUAAUCCAUCCCGACCUGAGCAAUGAGAUCUUCUCCCGAGCACUACUCUCUCGAAAACAGUCGAUCGAGAUGAUUCUUCGUCGAUUCUCGAAGAAUUUCUUCCUGACAAACGUGGAUUUGUCAGAUUGUCAAUGUGAUGAUUCAGUCGUCUCGAUGCUCCGAAAUUUGAGUUUGGUAUCGUUGACUAUCGGACAAUUGGAAGACUUCAGAAAUCAUUAUCAUUAUGGAAUAUAUAUCGAUAUGGCUAGAAUCUUAAAAAUGGCGUUGAAUCCGAAGUCUUCAUCGAAGUUGAGAUGUUUGGAUAUCAGCGGAGACGAGAAGUUGUACAGAGGAUGGGUUUGGAAGACGUUUCCACUAAUUCCAUCACUCGAGAGUCUCACCAUCGCUGGACGAUCCAUCACUGGAGAGGACUUCAACAAUCUAUGCCGAUUCUUCUCGAAUCUUCGGCUCCUCGACGUCAGCAACACUGCCUUCCCAAGCAUUCGACCCAUAGCUCAACUGAAAAAUCUGAAAAUUCUUAUAUUGAGAGAUAUCGAAUUCAAGUCGCAUCACCAAUGGAAAAGUAUUGCUCAACUAACUAUGUUACAAAUAUUGGAUGUUUCAAAAACUGGAUAUUCUAAGAGAGGAUUGAUGAUGCUGAAAUAUUUGCAUUCUCGAAUCGUGCUUCCCCAACUAGUACACAUGGACUGUACUGGAACGGAUCUCGACUUGGGAACACUUCAACAGAUUAUGAAGACUCACAAGAAUCUGAAGAGUGUUGCAACGGUUGGAACGUUGCUCAGUCGAUCGAUUGUCGACAAUAUCGACCUCCUGAAUGUGGCGACUCCGAAAUCAACGGAAGAAGCGUUGAGACACUACAUCAAGUUAAAACGGAAGGAGUCGAUUCUGAUGAUUCUGGAAGAUGUCAAUGAGAUUUGGGAGUAUGAGAAUGAUGAUAUGAGACGGACGUCUGCAUUCAUUCGUCUCAUUUUGGAUAUCAAGAGGAUGUUCCCGUGGGAUUGUCAGGUUGAUCACGCGACCAACUUCUCGUUGAGUGUUCUUGCCACAGAGGGCCGCCUCGAAAUGCUUCCCCAACAUGAAAUAUUCGAGAUGAUUGAUCAACUUUUGGUAUCCCUUGACUAUCAUUUCAACGAAUCCGCGUGGAUUCUUCUCGAACAACCUCAUAUUCUGGAAAUCUGUCGUGCGCGUGCUGAUGAAGUGUGCACUAUGGCUCUGGACUGUAUCAUGAGCGUUGCGAUUCCUCCCUUUGAGUAUACGCUUCUCCCGACUUUUGUCAUCUUCGGUACGCUUGUUCGUCAAAUGAGUCUAGAGAAACUUGAUAAAAUCGGUCGAAACUGGGAUAUCAUGAACGAGUUGUGGCAACUGUUGCUGUGUUGGAUUGACUUGAGAAGUAACCUCAUGGUCGAGUGGUGUCUUCAGGUUUUGAUUGGUAUCACGGAGAGAAGUGAAUCGGCACGCAAUAUUCUUGUGGAGUUGGGAGCAUUUGAAGAACUUUUCGUAGCUCUCCAACGACAGGACAGAGUUAGCAAAAUGCCGUAUUUGUUGAUUACUCAACUGUUGAGAUAUCUAUCGGUGGCUUCUGAAGUUUGUAUCUUUGUGAGACGUGUUGAACGAUGGGAUCUCACUGAAUUCGCCGCCUUGCUCGUAUGCAACAAUGAAGAAUUUGACGAGGAGACCCAACUAUACUAUAACGCUGAAGUCUCGUAUAACGUGGCAGCCACACUAUCCACUCUUCUUGUCCAAGUGAAAUAUACACAUAAAGUGUUUAGGGAACAUGACAACCCAGCCAAUCGUCUAUGCCGAUACGUCCGUACAAUCCCAAUAAACCGAGUAAACCAGAGUCUGAAUAUCUACUUGUCCAGUAAACAUCUCGAAUUCUUUCUCCGACAUCCAAGAAAUAGUGGACAAGUGAUUUGGUCGUUGAGAACGAUUCGACGGAUGAAGCAACUGGAUAUGGAUGUGUCGAAGUACUUGCAAGAUGACACGGACUCUGGAGAUGAUUGA
Caenorhabditis remanei is the source of this 2097-nucleotide messenger RNA. RefSeq lists its product as uncharacterized. The transcript has 8 exons. The coding region runs from base 1 to 2097 and encodes 698 amino acids. Lineage: Eukaryota; Metazoa; Nematoda; Chromadorea; Rhabditida; Rhabditidae. The record is from RefSeq and is a predicted model, not a curated record. Gene Ontology annotation, cellular component: Cul2-RING ubiquitin ligase complex.